This is a messenger RNA of Arachis stenosperma, 4285 nucleotides long. RefSeq lists its product as uncharacterized. Gene Ontology annotation, molecular function: protein dimerization activity. The record is from RefSeq and is a predicted model, not a curated record. The transcript has 5 exons. NCBI's taxonomy places the organism in Eukaryota, Viridiplantae, Streptophyta, Magnoliopsida, Fabales, Fabaceae. The coding region runs from base 1 to 1350 and encodes 449 amino acids.
AUGGGUAUUGCUGCUGUUUUAGACCUUAGGUACAAGAUGGUUGGGGUUGAGUUUCAAUUUAAAAAAAUGUAUCCAGAUCCAAGAGAAUGCUUCAAACAAGUUGAUAGAAUUCAUCAGUUGUGUAAUGAGUUGGUUAAUGAAUACACUCACAAAAUGAGUUCUGAUGUGUCACAUAUCGGUGUCGGUGUUGGUACAAAAGAAGUUAAUGAAAGUGGAAAUGCAAGUUUAUUUGGGGGUGAUGAUUAUAUAUGGAAGAACAAUCAGAUGAAAUUUAAAGUUCUUGCAAAAAUAACUAAGAAUAUAUAUACUAUUCCGUUGUCUACUGUUGCCUCUGAAUCUGCUUUUAGUACAAGUGGUCGUAAUGGCGGAACGGAAUCGGAUAGGACGGAGUCGGUAGGACAAAAAUCCACACCUACUGCCACCCCUAACGACGGUUGCCAUUUCCCUUUCCGUGCGUACGGAUGUGUGUUGGUGCGUACGCACUCUCUUACAAAAUUGAACCCCCUGAACCCUAGCCUAUCUUCUUCUCCUUUCUUCUUCUCUGAGCCAACCAACGUCCAUCAUCUUCUCCACCAUCAUCACCAGCCCUUCCCCGUCUGUCACCCACAACCGAUACAGAGCCACCACGUCUCUCUCUGUUUCUUCUUCUUCCCCUCGCCUCACCUCCGCCGAGCCCAGAACCCACCGUACCACCACAACGCCGCCGGAGCCCCAUCUUCUGCCGAACCAGCCUCCACCCACCAUCAUAAAACCACUGGAGCCCUCUUCCCCCUGCCCGAACCCUGGCUCCGCCAACCACCACCGCGAACCACCGUAGCCUCCACCAUCGACGAGCCACGGCGACCCAACUCUCCUCUCCUUUCUCCGCGAGCCCAGAGCCACCAGCUCCUCCUCGCCGUCGUCCACAAUCACCUUCGCGCUAACCCAGAGCCCACCGUCCGCACCAGCAGCUUCCUCUUCUCCUUCCCAGCGCGUCUCAACACCUUCCCUGUCUCUGCUUCCGGUGCCAAAACUGCCGCACUCCAGCCCUGUUCUCCAGUUUCCGGCCAGCAAUCCGCCAACGCCAGCACCAUCCUGAAGCUGCCGUGCUCAACACCACCCAGUGACGCUGCUUGUCACUGCUGCUCCAACUCCUGUUUCCCCUGUUUCUUUGUUUUUCUUUUCUGUUCUUCAAACAGGAUGAGUCAUUGUAAAAAUAAAAAAAAGGAGAUGGACAUGGAUGCGGAGGAUACCCUGAAUAAACUUUCUAUAUCUGUUUUGAUUAAUGCUGCUGUUUGGAAAUGUUGCUGUUUCAUUGAUUUUUUUCUGUUUGUUGCUGAUGAUUUGCCCGUGCUUAUUUGGCUUGCUUGAUGCGGCCGCUUGAACCUAUUACCUUUGUUUAUUGUGUUGUUUUGGUGCUAAAUUUUGGACCAUUAUUUCUGUUCAUUGUUCAUGGCUGUUGGAAUGAGCCAGUUGCUAGGUAUUGUUAAUGGUUGAUGGUGCAAUGAUGAUGUUGACCAAAAUUCUGAGUUUAGGUUAUUAUUGCUGCUGGUUGCUUAAUGGGUUAAAACUUAAUUGUUCAUUGCUGUUGUUGCUGUUUACUGGCCUAUUUGUGAUUUCAUAUGAAUUUACAUCUGGUUUUUGCAUGUUUAAAUGUUAAAGCAUUCAUAGGAAGUUUGAAUUGAUUGGUUGAAUUGGGAAAAUAGGCCAAUUUGCUGCUGAAAUGCUGCCGGAUUUUUCCUAACCAUGUUUCAUUAAAUGACAUUAUCUUAUUUGGUGCAACAAACUCUAUUUGACGGAUUUAUGUGUCAAAAAGAAUCUUUUGCUAAAUGGUUUUGGAAAUUUCCCCAUGAGCUUCCUUACAAGUUUCGGUCAAUUCUUGAACUUGUUUUAAAUUGUGUUAUUCAUAAGUAUCACAUAGCCUUAAUUGAUUUUUCAAUUGACCAUAAACUUGAAAUUCUUUUGAGAAUUUGAGCCUCUUUUGCGUAAACUCACAAGUUUGAAGGUUUUAAAUCUAUGUGGCUAAUUUGAUUCAUUUUAUUCAUACCUAAUUUACAUUAAGUCACAUAGAUCAUGGGGUUUUCAAUUCUUGUUUUAACUUGUGCCUUUUAUGCUUCAUUGGAAUUUGGUGUUUGAAUGUUCCUUGAUUAAUUUGUUUCUCAAUGUUUUAACUUUGUCAACACCAAAUUAAUUUAACUUAUGCCAAAUGAUGGUAAUUAGUAUUCAUUUGAUUAUGUGCUCUACGCAUACAUGUGCAUUACUUGUUUUGGCAUUUGAAUUAUUGAGAAGUGAAUAUAAAUUUUCUUGUUUUGGAACUUUGGAAAUUUUCAGAAUUAAGGAACGUUUUUACUAUGCAUAUAACAUUUGACCUUUGUUUUCUUUUUCAACUGACUGUUUUCUUUUCUUUACCCUUUUUACUCACUUAACUUUUGACCUUCCUUUUCUUUUUCAACUAACUAUUUUCUUUUUACUCACUUAACUUUUGACCUUCCUUUUCUUUUUCAACUAACCAUUUUCUUUUUCUUCACUUAACUCAGACUCUCUUUUUCCUUUUCAACUAACAUUAACUUUUUAACUGUUUUCUUUUUCUUCAUGCAUAGCAACAAUGCUCCUUUCUUCCUUUUAUCUUUGAUAAACAGGCAAGCCAAGUGGCUGUUAUGUGUCUGAUUGAUUGGAAGUUGCUCCCAUUUACUUUCACAUUGGUUUUCAUGCAUGCUUUCAUUCAAUCUUAUAUUUCCAUUCACUUCAUAUAUAUGCUGUUUUGUGAUUUAGUUUUCUGCUUCUGUUCACUUGAGGAGGAUCGUCCUCUCCGGCGACCCCGACAUUCCACUUGAGCUGGACACUCCCUCCGAGCAUUCUGAGGAGGAGGAGGCCCAGCAUCAUGAGCCGGAGGAAGCAUGAGACCCACCAGCUGACAGUGGAGGCGACGACAGUGACAACUCCUUCCACUCCGCAUGAUUUUGAGCACCGAGGACGGUGCUACAUUUUAAGUGUGGGGAAGUACAACUUCAACAAGUAUAUUUUGGAUGAAAAACAAACUUUAGAAAGCAUGAUUAAAGGAGAAUUGAGUGGAUUGACCCUAGACACUUGAGCGACUAGAGCGCAUAUACACAUCUGGUGAGGGUUCAAUUACUCAAUUCCAUAUUUCCACCUAUGAUCAUUACUUAUCUUGCAAGUGUGAUUAAAUUUUUUUAUAUGGCUCAAUUCAAUUGUGAAUAGGAUUUGGUUAUGAUUGCCUUAGCCCUUGAUAGUGUAUAGAUGUUUUCUUGAAAAUUCAUUUAUUUGGACUAAUUAAAUAUAUAUAGAUAGUUAGAUAGUAUAGUUACAUACAUAUAGAUAUAUUGCAUAUAGAUAUUUUGCAUUGAAUAAUUGUUGAUUCCCCUUCUUGUCUUUCUUUGGUAUAGCAUGACGACAGGCUAUUGUUUAAAUGUGGAGAUGUGAUGAAUCUACAUUUCAUGGUAUUUAUUUGCUUUAUUUGGGUGGAUUUCAUCAACUUUUCUUGCAUUUAACCAUUGAAAUAACAUAGUUUCAUAAUUUCUCCCUAAAUUGUGCUUGAAAGUAAAAACAUGCUCUUUAAACUUUAUAAUUGCUAAAUUUUAUUCAUUUUAAUUCCAUUUGAUGUCUUGAUGUAUUCGUUGAGUAAUUUCAAGCGUACAAGGCAAGUAUGGAUUGAAGAAGUGAGGAAGAAAAGCAUGCAAAGUGGAAAAAUUCAAGGAAUGAAGGAUUUGGAAAGCUGCCAAUCCUGACCUCUCUGUACUAAAUUGAUCAUAACUUGAGUUACAGAGGUCCAAAUGAGGCGGUUCCAGCGAUAUUAGAAAGCUAACAUCUGGGGCAUCAAAAUGAUAUACAAUUUGGCAUAAUGGACAUGGAUUUUGGGUGUGUAUACGCACAAGAAGAAAAUCAGCAAGUGUGCGUACGCACAAGUCCUGGCACGUGACUUCAUUAAUUGUAACUCGUUAGCAGCGAUUUUUGGGCUUCCAAAGUCCAAUCCAACUCAUUUCUAAAGCUAUUUCAAGGCAAAGUGAAGAAAGAUGAAGGGGAGAGCACUUAGAUUUAUGUUUUUACAUAUUUUAGCUUAGUUUUUCUAGAGAGAGUCCCCCCUUCUCUCUAGAAUUUAGAAUUUUUGUCUUAAUUUCUUUUUAAUUUCAGAUUUUAAUUCUUGCUUUAAUGUAGUUUCAUAUAUGUUUCUAUGCUUUCUUGUUUUGAUCUUCUUAAUUUCUUUUAUCAUUUUCUCAAUUUUGUCAUUUUUAGUUCAUGAAUACUCGUCAAUUUUGGUUUCAUUAAUGCAAUUUUAAUAUUUUAUGUU